AUAUAUAUGCAAAAAUAAAAUCAAACCUUUUAAUUAAGGAGCAGCUAAUGCUUCUGCCAAACUUUUAUUCCGCUAUGGAAGACCACAACUUUCUUCCGCUGCUGCCUCAAUAUCACCGGCGAAUAUAAUCUGUGUGUUUAUUUCACCAAACUCACACACUUUGACAUGAAAAUCAUCUCUGUGUUUAUUACAUUAUUACCACUUGUCAUCAUCUUAAACCUAAUUAUGGCUGAUCAGGCCUUGUCUGAAUCAUACAUACAAAUCGGGUACGAGGUGACACUCGCCGUCCCAACUGUGUACACAAAAGGGUUCGUCGGGAGAGCUUUUCUGACGGAAGUACAACAGGCGGCGGCGCCGCAUUUUAGAGCAGCAAUCACCGUCGAAGCCGCCGUCGAAGAAGAAAAUAAUUAUUACUCCUGCUCACUCGAUAUCCUGCUCGGAGAUGUUAGAGUAUGGACUUCCGGCCAUUUAUCAAGAUUCUACACCACCGGAAAAUGCGUCCUCGAGUUGACUCAGUACGGCGACUUGCGAUUGAAGGGUCAGAAUGAACGAGUCGGAUGGAGGAGUGGCACUUCCGGACAAGGCGUUAAGAGAUUAAAUCUGCUAAGGACAGGGAAUUUGGUUUUAGUGGACGCAUUAAACUUGAUUAAAUGGCAGAGCUUCAAUUUUCCGACUGAUAUAAUGCUGUGGGGGCAGAGACUGAGUUCGCAAACUCGGUUAACUUCUUUCCCAGUCAACUCAACACUAUUCUAUUCAAUGGAAAUUCAGUAUGACAAGAUUGCACUAUACUUAAACUAUGGCAAGUGGAAGUAUUCAUAUUGGGAAUAUCAGCCUUCAAUCAAAAAAAACAUCACAUUCAUGCAGCUAACUUCAACCGGGCUCGAAAUAUUCAACGGCAAGAACAAAUUCGAUUCGAUAAAAUCGAACGACCCCCCACGAUUUCUUUCGCUAGAGAAGAGCACAGGCAAUUUAAACAUUUAUCAUUACUCAGAAGAUAAGGGCAAAUUCGAAGCUACUUAUCAAGCGCUUAACUUAAGUUGUGAUCUUCCUUUGUCGUGUAAUAAGCCUUACUGGAUUUGCACUUUGUCGGGAGAAUGCUCGUGUAUUCGAGUAAACGCGCAUCGAUCCGAUUGCUUCGAGGGGAAUAUCGAGGGGCUUUGUGGGAAAAAGAAUGCGGAAAUGGUUGAAUUAAGAGGUGUGAUUAGUGUAAUUAAGAGUGUUUCUAGUUAUGGAAGUGGUAAUUAUAAUAAUGUUGGUAAAAAAGAGUGUGGAGAGUUGUGUUUGGAUGAUUGUACUUGUGUGGCAGCAGAGUUUGAUUUUGGGGAGUGUAAUUUGUAUAAAAUGGUUAGAGGGAUUAAGCAAGUUGAAGGAGGGAGUGGAGAUAUUAAGUACAUGAUUAAGGUUGCUAAAGGAACAAUAAUUGAGGGUUAUGGUAGUAAUUAUGGGUUGAAGAGAUGGGUAAUUAUAGUUGUGGGAGUGGUUGAUGUGUUUGUUAUUAUACUUGUGUUGGGAGGACUUGGGUAUUAUUUUGUAAUUUGGAAAAGAAGAAAGGACUCACUUGUUAAUGAUUAAUCUAAUUGAUUUACAUUUACAAUCGGAUUUUCUGAAA
Molecule: messenger RNA, 1609 nt
Organism: Erythranthe guttata (spotted monkey flower)
Lineage: Eukaryota; Viridiplantae; Streptophyta; Magnoliopsida; Lamiales; Phrymaceae
Product: D-mannose binding lectin protein with Apple-like carbohydrate-binding domain-containing protein
Source: RefSeq, a predicted model, not a curated record